Messenger RNA from Erythranthe guttata (spotted monkey flower), 1614 nucleotides. The record is from RefSeq and is a predicted model, not a curated record. NCBI's taxonomy places the organism in Eukaryota, Viridiplantae, Streptophyta, Magnoliopsida, Lamiales, Phrymaceae.
UUCCCCAAUUUCCAGGACGGCUCCAACUCCAUGGACAGAAUAUCCGAUUUGCCGAAAGAGAUUUUGCAGAGGAUACUGUAUUUCCUCGCCCAAAAAGAUGCUGUCCGAACCUCUGUCUUGUCGAAAUCAUGGCGUUACGUUUGGUGUACUCGCCCCAAUCUCGAUUUUACACACGACUCCUUCAAAGGUAGAAAACGAGAUUUUCUAUCUGUCGUCGACGAGAUCUUACAGCAUUACUGUAAUCAAAGGCUGUGCUUGGAGGAAUUUCGCCUUUGCAUAUCGCUGCUAGGCGACGAUUCUGAUCAGGAAUCAGUCUCGUUUCUCGAUAAAUGGAUCCCGUUACUCACGAGUAUGGGCGUAAAGGAUUUUCAGCUUUCUAUUAUUGCGGAACAAAGUGUCCGGGGAAUCAUCGAUCUGCCCGCAGUCCUUAAACCGGAACCCCUCACGCUUUUGUGGCUGUAUAAUUGCAACUUGGGCCAGAAUAUUCCGGAGAAUAUACCCUUUGUGCGUCUACAAGAACUUCAACUUUGCAAUGUGUUGAUCAAGAAUGAGAUUGUUGACAAGAUAAUCUCGAGCUGCCCUUUGCUUACUACUAUGUUAUUCCUAGACUGUGAGGGGUUGAAAACUAUCAAGUUGGAGAAGAAGCUUCACAAAUAUCUCAAGCACUUCGUUUUCUGUAAUUUCAAGACUGACGGAAGAGAAAAAUGCAGCGUUGAAAUCGAUGCCCCAACACUUGAAACAAUCGAAACAAUCAGGAUUAUCGGCAGUAAGGUUCAGUUUCACGGCCAUAAGUUCAGUAAUCUGAAGGAUUUAGUUCUACAGAGGGUGGUAAUCUUUAAUAAUUCGAUCGAACAAUCUCAGCUACGUAUUGAUGCCCCCAACAUAAACUCGUUUCACUAUUCAGGAUUUAUUAUCCUGUCCAUCUCGUCAACUCCAUGGGAAAACGGCUGCCAUAUUUUCGCACCGGCUUCCACCACGUCAACUCUAGGACUGUAUAUUCGAGAUGUAAACGAUGCUCAGUCGUGGUUCCUAAGACUAAGUAAACUGCUCCAGGAUUUACGUUGGUCCAAUCUUUUUCUUGAAAUCGCUCAAAGUUACACGAACAACGUGCACGUUGAAGAAGACAUUCUAGUACAAGACGUUAUUAAUGGUGGUAAUAAACCCGUUGUGGUGGAGCAUUUGACUCUGCAUAUUAGUCAUUUGUCUUCAUUUUUAUCUGUUUUAAAUGGUUUGUUUUGUAUUUGUCGUCCGAGAAUCAUAACUCCGAACUGGUUCAUGCAAGAGAAUUGGGACAAAGAAAGGGAAGUGAAGGAACUGUGUGAGUUUUUCCGCAAAAUCCAAAUGAUGAGAGAGAGUGGAAAUCGAAAAAUAUGGCAACAUUUGAAGGAUUUAACCAUUCAAGGAUUUGAUGAGAGCAGACAAGAAUGGCAGACUUUACAGGUGACGCAGUUGUCAGAAUCUGCAUUAUUGCCGGACUUUGAUCGUUUCCAGGUUCGAUUGCUAUGGAAUGAUUGCAUGGUCGUUGGAUAUAUAUAAGAUUUGACAUGUACGAGGUACUUUACUCAUGUUAUAAUUAUUAUUAUUGAAUAAUAUAAACAAAAUGACGUCGUUUUA